Molecule: messenger RNA, 2976 nt
Organism: Cyanidioschyzon merolae strain 10D
Lineage: Eukaryota; Rhodophyta; Bangiophyceae; Cyanidiales; Cyanidiaceae
Product: aminopeptidase N
Exons: 1
Coding region: 1-2976 (991 amino acids)
Biological process (GO): proteolysis
Molecular function (GO): metallopeptidase activity; zinc ion binding
Source: RefSeq, a predicted model, not a curated record
AUGCUCAGCUUCGUUGCACCGUUAAGGUGCGUUCUUUUGUCGGCUGCUUGUGCUCCCUUGCAGCGAAAGCUACCCCUUGCGAGCUUGCGUACUUUGAACACGAGGAACUCGAGUUGCUCCCUGCGUCUGGCGGAGCGACCUCUAACGGCCACGAAGCGAAACGCCCUCGGGAACGCUUGCCUGGCGCAUAGUCUUUGGGGUCGUCGUCGCGUAUCACGUACAAGCCGUCGCAACGCUCGUUCCGUAACCAUGACUGCUACCGCUGCGAGUCGAGCUCGAACGGUAGUGAGGCUUGCGGACUACCAGCCGCCACCGUUUCUCGUUGAAAGCAUCGACCUCGAGAUUGACUUGCACGAAACGGAAACCAAGGUGCGGAGCCGGCUUUGCGUGCGUCCUAAUCCAACAUAUGCCACCGAACCGUGCUCCACACUCGAACUGGAUGUGGGAGCAACGGUGCGUCUUGUUCCGGACUCGCUGCUGUUGAACGGCAAGCGUUUGGAUGCAGAACGUGGUGCCUAUCACAUGCAUGCAGGCAAGCUCGUUAUCCGUCAGCUACCCUCGGGCAAUGAUGGAUUCACUCUGGAGUCGUGUGUUCUCCUAAACCCAUCGGAGAAUACAGCACUGGAGGGCCUCUAUCUCUCGAAGGGUACGUUUUGCACACAAUGCGAGGCCGAAGGCUUCCGUCGGAUAGUUCCGUUCAUCGAUCGCCCGGACGUACUCGCGCGGUAUCGCACCAAGAUUAUUGCAGAUGCCUCCAAGUAUCCGGUUUUGUUGUCGAAUGGCAAUCUGGUUGAGCAUGGACCUUGCCCUAGGGAUCCGCAGCGGCAUUAUGCGAUUUAUGAGGACCCCUGGCCCAAACCCUGUUAUCUAUUCGCACUUGUUGCCGGUGACCUCGCCCGCGUCUCCGACGAGUUUGUUCGUGCCUCCAACAGACCGGUGAGCUUGCACAUCUACGUCCGGCACGGUGAUGAGGCCCGCACUGCGCAUGCGAUGGAGUCCCUGAAAAAGGCCAUGCUCUGGGAUGAAAAAACCUACGGCAGAGUCUACGAUCUCGACGUGUUCAACAUCGUAGCUGUGGACGACUUCAACAUGGGAGCGAUGGAGAACAAGUCUCUGAACAUUUUCAACUCGAAAUACAUUCUUGCGAGCCCACAGACGGCAACGGACUCGGAUUACAACGCUAUAGAGGCAGUGGUUGGGCACGAAUACUUUCACAACUGGUCGGGAAACCGGGUAACUUGUCGAGAUUGGUUCCAGCUAUCUCUGAAAGAGGGUUUUACCGUUUUUCGGGAACAGGAGUUCAGUGCAGACAUGCGGGGCAACCGUGCAGUCAAGCGCAUUGCCGACGUUGCCCGACUCCGUAGCACACAGUUUCCUCAGGACGCAGGGCCGACUGCACAUCCAGUUCGACCCGACACCUACGAGACCAUUAAUAACUUCUACUCGGUUACCAUUUACGAGAAAGGUGCAGAGGUUAUCCGGAUGAUGAAAACGCUGCUUGGGGAGCAGGGCUUUCGCCGUGGAACCGAUCUGUAUUUCGCACGGCACGAUGGCGAGGCGGUGACGUGCGACGACUUUGUUGCCGCCAUGGCGGACGCGAGCCCCAGCGUUCUCUCAGCUGCAGACUGGGAGCAAUUCAAGCUGUGGUAUGCGCAGGCAGGUACACCUCAGGUUUGGAUCAGCGACAGCGCGUAUGACGCACAGAGACGAGAGCUAACCAUUGUAGCGCGCCAGCGGGUGCCGCCAACCCCCGGCCAACCAGUGAAGAAACCGCAUGUGAUUCCUAUUGCGACGGGUGUGCUCGACGCCUCCGGAAAAGAAGUUGUGCCGACAACGAUCCUCUGUUUGAAGGAGGCCGAGCAAAGUUUCACCCUUCAAAAUGUUCCUCCAGGGCACGUCGUGAGUUACCUGCGACACUUUUCGGCACCUAUCAAGCUUACUAGGGAAUCUUGGGCUGACCAGGAGCGCGAGGAACGAGAGCUCGCUUUUCUUAUGGCUCACGAUACCGACGACUUUCAGCGCUGGGACGCUGCGCAGCAGCUGCUGCUCAACGCCGCGCACCGUCGCGAUGGAAGCCUCACCCCGGUGGCGAUCACCUCGUUUCAGCGUGCAUUCGACGCCCUCAUCGAUGAUCCGCUGAUUCUGUCGCAAGUCUUGGCGCCUCUGAGCGAAAGCUACGUCAUGGACGAACAGCCAACCCUGCCUGUAGAUCCCGAACUCGUCCACAAGGCUUGCCUAAGCAUCAAGCGACAGCUUGCCGAGGCACUGCGCUCGCGACUCGAGCACGUGCUGGAUACAGCCGAGCAAUACGAAGCGGGACGCAGCGGCUUCAGUCUGGAUUCCAUCGAGCAGGGAAGGCGAGCGCUCGAGGCGGUCGCUUUCUCCCUGUUGGUUACCUUGCCGAACCCCGAGCCCUAUCUCGAGCGUGCCCUGGUACGCAUGCGAAACGCAGCGACCAUGACGACCAUGCUUGCGACGUUACAAACGCUGGUUCACGCGGACGCUGCAUCCAAGGAGCAUCGCGAGCAAGCGCUCUCUGUGUUCUACGAUCGUUGGCAAGGCGAUUACCUCCUGAUGGACAAGUGGCUUCGCAUCCAGGCGACAGCCCCGCGCUCCGACGCGCUGAUGGUUGUUCAGUCGCUACUCCAUCACCCUGCGUAUAAUGCCGGGAACCCCAAUAACAUCUAUUCAGUCCUUGGAGGCUUCGCACUGGCGAAUCCCUAUGGUCUCCAUGGUGGAUCCAAUGCAUCCAGCGCUUACCGUUUCCUCGCGGAUCAGAUUCUGGAGAUCGAUGGACGGAAUCCGCAGGUAGCAGCGCGCCUUGCGAAUGCGUUCACCAAGUGGCGUCGCUUCUCGGAGGAUCGCCAAAGUGCGAUGCGUAUCGAAAUGGAACGCAUGCUCGAGAGCCCGAAACUUUCCACAGAUGUCGGGGAAGUGAUUUUCAAAUGUCUGGAAAUGGCUCCUGUAUCGAGCUGA